Aphanomyces invadans is the source of this 783-nucleotide messenger RNA. RefSeq lists its product as hypothetical. Bases 1 to 783 code for a protein of 260 amino acids. The transcript has a single exon. Lineage: Eukaryota; Oomycota; Saprolegniomycetes; Saprolegniales; Verrucalvaceae. The record is from RefSeq and is a predicted model, not a curated record.
AUGGCAGUCUUUCACGACGAGGAGGUCAGCUCCGUGGACCAACGCUUCGCAGCUAUGAAAGGCCUCCCCACGCCUGUGCAAGACGAGUACCCAAUGCUCAUCUCGUGCAAAUCGGCAGCCGCGACCUUCCCCCUCCAAAUCCUGCUGGACUGCCUCGCAGCUGGCUACCAACCGAAUGCCUGGAUCGAUGCCAAACCCCAUUGUCGGAACUUUAAACGCAUCAAGAAUGUCGGCAUCGGCUUCACCUGCACGGACCGCGAUCUCGUCUCCAAGCUCGGUGGCCUGGCCGUCAAGAUCUGUGGCCGCUCCUUCACCGUCAAGAAGUACUCCGAGUACAACCAUCUAUACUGGGUGGAUGUGCUCCUUUCCGAUGAUACGACCCCAUCCGAUAUAUGGGAGUACUUCACGCUCCACGGCGACCAACCGGUACUUCUCCAGUCUUCCUUCUCCAAAAACGCUAUCCACUCCCGCCAUAUCACGGUGUACUUCAGCUCUCAACGAGUCCCUGCGUGCCUCCUCCUUGGCCCUGAUGACCCAAUCCGUGAAAUUACCGUCCACAACCACGUGUGCAUCGUCACACACAAACUCUCCAAGUUCAACCGUGUCACACCAACGUCGCUGCUCAAACGCACGCAACGGGCCGCGUCGACUACCCCUGCCCCUGCUUCCUCGCCAGACUCACCCAUCGAUGCACCCCGGUCCCGACUCCGGAACGCUCAGCCGCUCAUAACGCGCUGCAGCCCCCACUGCCGAGUAGUUCAGCGGUCGCGGAUCAGGAUAUGA